This is a messenger RNA of Hemicordylus capensis (graceful crag lizard), 8176 nucleotides long. RefSeq names its product valosin containing protein interacting protein 1 (gene VCPIP1). Gene Ontology annotation, biological process: protein K48-linked deubiquitination; Golgi reassembly; endoplasmic reticulum membrane fusion. NCBI's taxonomy places the organism in Eukaryota, Metazoa, Chordata, Lepidosauria, Squamata, Cordylidae. The record is from RefSeq and is a predicted model, not a curated record. The transcript has 3 exons. Bases 275 to 3919 code for a protein of 1214 amino acids. Gene Ontology annotation, molecular function: cysteine-type deubiquitinase activity.
CACCUGCGCCUGCGCCGUCUGCAGGGGAGGAGGGAGGGGAAAGGCCGUUACGUUGCGGGCAACGGCCAGGAGAGUGAAGAGGCAGUCAGCAGUGGAGCCAGAGUCUUCCGUGUUCGCUGUUAGGCUGGUGCUUGAGCAGCAGGGGGAAGGGAGGGUUUUGUCAGGCUCCUUCGUCCGUUACGGGUAGGGAGGAGGGGAUGAAUCAGUGAGGGGCCGCCAGCCGAAGGGGGUGGGGAAGGAGACAGGCAAGCGGGAGCAGCGGCGCCGCGGAGCGAUGUCUCAGCCGCCCCAGCAACAUCCGCCUCAGCAGGAGCAGCAGCCGGUAGCAGCGCCGGUCUCGAAGAAGAGGGACCGGCGUAUCUUCUCGGGCACUUGCCCGGACCCCAAGUGCCAGGCGCGCUUGUUCUUCCCGGCGCACGGGCCUCUGAGCAGCGGGAGCAUCGAGUGCACAGACUGCGGGCAGCGCCAUGAGCAGCGGCAACUGCUGGGGGUGGAAGAGGUGACGGACCCGGACCUGGUGCUGCACAACUUGCUGCGGAACGCAUUGCUGGGGGUGAGCGGGGCGGGCCCUCCUCGGAAGAACACAGAGCUGGUAAAAGUCAUGGGCCUGUCCAACUACCACUGCAAGCUGCUGUCUCCUAUCCUGGCUCGCUACGGCAUGGACAAACAGACGGGCAAGGCCAAGCUCUUAACUGAGAUGAACCAGGGAGACGUCUUUGACUGUGCUCUUCUCGGGGACCGUGCCUUUCUUAUUGAGCCUGAGCACGUUGACACGGUAGGCUAUGGCAAAGAUCGGUCUGGCAGCCUUCUCUACUUGCAUGACACCCUGGAGGAUAUUAAGAAGGCCAAUAACAGCCAGGAGUGCCUCAUCCCAGUCCAUGUAGAUGGUGAUGGCCAUUGCUUGGUCCAUGCAAUCUCCCGGGCGCUGGUGGGCAGAGAGCUGUUCUGGCAUGCAUUACGGGAGAACCUCAAAAAACACUUCAUUGAGAAUCUCAGCCGCUACAAAGCUCUCUUUCAUGACUUCAUUGAUGCUGCGGAAUGGGAAGACAUCAUAAAUGAAUGUGACCCUUCUUUCAUUCCUCCAGAGGGUGUGCCAAUGGGCCUUCGAAACAUUCACAUCUUUGGCUUGGCCAAUGUGCUACACCGGCCCAUCAUCCUCUUGGAUUCCCUGAGUGGAAUGCGCAGUUCAGGAGACUAUUCAGCCACUUUCCUUCCUGGAUUGAUACCAGAAGAAAAAUGCAUGGGGAAAGAUGGCAUGUUGAAUAAGCCUAUCUGUAUUGCCUGGAGUAGUUCUGGACGAAACCACUAUAUUCCUCUUGUUGGAAUUAAAGGUGCUGCUUUGCCUAAAUUGCCUAUGAAACUGCUUCCAAAAGCUUGGGGAGUACCUCAGGACCUUAUUAAAAAGUACAUCAAACUGGAAGAGGAUGGUGGCUGUGUGAUAGGAGGAGACAGAAGUUUGCAAGAAAAAUAUUUGAUGAGGUUGGUUGCUGCCAUGGAGGAAGUUUUUAUGGAUAAGCAUGGUAUUCAUCCCAGUUUAGUAGCUGAUGUACAUCAAUAUUUCUAUAGACGGACCGGUGUAAUAGGAGUUCAGCCUGAAGAUGUCACAGCAGCUGCUAAAAAAGCAGUGAUGGACAACCGCCUUCAUAAGUGUCUGAUUUGUGGUGCCCUUUCAGAACUUCAUGUUCCUCCAGAAUGGCUGGCUCCUGGAGGAAAACUGUAUAAUCUAGCAAAAAGUACCCAUGGCCAGCUAAGACCUGAUAAAAACUAUAGUUUCCCCCUUAACAGUUUGGUAUGUUCAUAUAAUCCUGUGAAGGAUGUUCUAGUACCAGACUAUAGUUUGAGUAGUUUGACUGCCUGUAACUGGUGCCAUGGCACUUUGGUGCGUCGUGUGAGGAGUGAUGGCUCUGUUGUGUAUCUGGAUGGAGACAGAACCAAUACUAGAUCUACAGGUGGCAAAUGUGGUUGUGGAUUCAAGCAUUAUUGGGAAAGCAAAGAGUAUGACAAUCUUCCUGAAGCUUUCCCUAUUACUUUAGAAUGGGGUGGAAGAGUGGUGAGGGAGACGGUAUAUUGGUUCCAAUAUGAAAGUGACCCAUCUCUGAACAGCAAUGUGUAUGAUGUUGCAAUGAAACUUGUUACUAAGCAUUUUCCUGGAGAAUUUGGUAGUGAGAUUCUCGUUCAGAAAGUUGUCAAUACAAUACUACAUCAAACAGCCAAAAAGAAUCCUGAUGACUAUACACCUGUAAAUAUUGAUGGUGCUCAUGCCCGAAGAGUUGAUGAUGUGUUACAAGGACAAGACUUGGAAUCUCAGCUUCCAACCAAAAUUAUUCUUACAGGACAGAAAACAAAAACAUUGCAUAAAGAAGAAUUGAAUAUGAGUAAAACUGAAAGAACUAUUCAGCAAAACAUUUCAGAACAGGCACCUUUAAUGCAGAAACGAAAAACAGAAAAAUUAAAACAAGUGCACAAAGGGUCAACUAGAACUACUUCCCCUGGUGCUGUUCCUGAUGGACCAUCGUCUGCACCUGCUACACCUACCAAGACUCCUUAUUCCCCAACAUCUACAAAAGAAAAGAAAAUACGCAUAACAACAAAUGAUGGGCGGCAGGCCAUGCUUACACUGAAGUCCACAACCACAUUUUUAGAACUGCAAGAAAGUAUAGCUAGAGAAUUUAAUAUUCCUCCCCACUUGCAAUGUAUUCGUGUUGGCUUUCCUCCCAAAGAGCUUCUGCCACCCAAAGAAGGGCAGGAAAAUGAACCUGUUCCUCUGCUGCAUGGUGACAGAAUAACUGUAGAGAUCCUCAAAGGGAAGGAGGAUAGUAGCCAGACUGCUAUGGUGCAUUCAGCCCAUGCUGCGAAACAUGACGAUGUUGCAGUUACUUGUAAAAUUGCUUCCAAGGAACUACAGGAGCAGAUUGACAAGGAAAUGUACUCUUUGUGUCUUCUAGCAACAUUUAUGGGAGAAGAUGUCUGGUCUUAUGCAAAGGGGCUUCCUCACUUGUUCCAGCAGGGUGGUGUGUUCUACAAUAUAAUGAAGAAAACAAUGGGCCUGGCUGAUGGGAGGCACUGCAAUUUUCCAUACUUGCCGGGCAAGACCUUUGUGUACAAUGCAGCAGAAGAUAGAUUGGAACUUUGUGUGGAUGCUGCUGGUCACUUCCCUGUGGGUUCAGACGUGGAAGACUUGGUUAAGGAGGCACUCAGUCAAGUACGAGCAGAGGCUUCUUCCAGAAGCAGGGAAGCAAGUCCUUCACAUGGAAUCCUGAAACUAGGUAGUGGUGGAGUAGUUAAAAAGAAAUCGGAGCAACUUCACAAUGUAACUGCAUUUCAAGGAAAAGGCCAUUCUCUAGGAACUGCAACUGGUACUCAACAGCAUCAUCAAAGAGCCAGGGAAGCUCUGCUUACAAGAAAGCAAAGCAGCAGCACAGACUUUAGUCCCAGUUCUGCUAAAUCUGAGCCUUCUGUGUACACAGGUGAUUCUGGAAACAGUGAGCUUAUACGGAUAGCUCCUGGAGUAGGGACAAUGAGAGACGGCAGGCAGCUUGAUCCUAAUUUGAUUGAGGCGCAGCGAAAAAAAUUACAGGAAAUGGUUUCUUCGAUUCAGGCUUCAAUGGACAGACACUUACGGGAUCAGAAUGCAGAGCAAUCAGCAUCAAAUGAUUUUUCUCAAAGGAAACUAGAAGCAGCAGGUUCAUCUGUUAAAACAAGGAGCCCUCAGACUGGUUUGCCUGAAUCAUUUUCUUUAACAAGUGGUAGUGGACAUCUGAAUGUAGAAACAACUGAUAGUAACAUGUCAAAUGCAGUGGGAGUAGCAUUCCCCACAAGAUCAAAAGCGCAAAAAGAAAAUUCUGUUGAAGAGGCUGAAGAGAUGGAUAGUCAAGAUGCAGAAAUUGCUAAUACAGCUGAGCCAAUGGAUCAUUCAUGAAUAGUUAACAGCUGAUAAGAUACAAGAGUUUACUGUGCAAAUGUAAUGUUGUUGGCUGGGCCACAUAAACUUAGUCAUUAAAUCUUGUAUGUUUCAAAAAUUAUAUCUUACUCAUUGCAUGAUAGCAAGUGUGUGAUAGACAAUAGCUUUUAAUAUACCAUUCUGCUGCCCAGGUUAGCUCUCAGUUACCUGUAAAUUAGUUAUUAGAAUAUGCACUGAGAUGAAUAUCUGCUGUAGAUGUGGGUUAUCCAAUUUUUUUUGUAAUUUUAAUUCCAUUAAAGUCUUAAUCCUCCAGCCCAUGUGAGGUUCUUACUAAGUUUUAAAGACUGGUAUCAGUGAAAAUAAAACCUGACAAAUAUAAUCUUUUGUCAGAUAUUGAUCCAUUCAAAAUUACAGCAUAGAGAAACAUUCCCUUAGACCUGAACACUUUGCAUUCACUUAGAUUUAUCAGGUUUCUUGAAAUACACAAGUAUAUUGAGAUCUUUUAAGCUGUAAAUUUGAGGAAUGAUAGGAGAAAGGGCUAUAUAGUAUAAGAUUUGCUAAAGCAAAGGUGAUUUAGUAAUGCAUGGUGGUCUGAGCCAGCACAACCUUUUCAUUGCUCUGUUGGCAAGUGAUUGCAUGUUUGUUCUGAGCUGCGAAAGUACCACAGCCUGUUUUUACGUUGCAAAGACAACAGUAGGCAAGUAUUUUAAGAAGCACAGCAGACCAAUACGGCGUUGGUUUUGUGCAAGAAGACUUUGAUAAGUAACAAUUGGUUAGCAGUGCUGGCUAUUAAUAUUUUCUGAGCAUGUUGAAUUAAUGAAAUUUAACAGUUGUCGCUUCAGAAGUUUUUCAGUGACAUAGUAAAGGCUCCUCUUAACCUCCUUGGAAAUGGGAAAUAUUUAGUGUUUUACUUUAUGAUGGAAAUCUUUCUGCACCAGUUUGAUUAAACUAUCAUCCACUUAAACAGCAUAUUCAUCAGAUCUACAGUGCUAAUUCUUAAGAAGCAGCCAUUGUGUUUGCUGAGAUCCAUAAAGAUGGAAUGUUUAUCUUGAUACUAAUGUUGCACUUUUGCCUCUUUACAUAUUUCUAUUUUUUGUGCAUUAUUACUGCUUCAUCUGAUGGAAAUAAACUUGAAAGGGUGAAAGACCUGCAAUAUAGAAGAAAUAUGGAACAGGAAUUUCAAGUGCUUAGUUUAGUUAUUUGAAGCCAGUGCUUGCACGCACAUGAGUUUUACCCAGUCCACAAAUAUUAAGUUUGUAUUAUAAAUGUUUGUAUUCUGAAAAAAUGCUCCUACUUUCUGCAUUUAUAAUCACACAAGCAUCUUCCCAACAAUGCUAUGAUUAAAUGUCCCAAAUAAGGGAAGGUUUAUUUUUUUAUAUGGGGAAUUAACUGAAGGUUCAACAGCUUCAGUUUUACUCAAAUAUAUUAAUCCAUUCAAACAUCAUUUUUGCUUUCCUCAUACAAGGAAUACAUAUUCUAUUAUUUAGCACACUGCUUAUAUAUAAAGCGUACAAAUCACACUUUCAUGAAUAAAUGAUUUUAAAUAUGUAAUUUUUCUAAGUUUGUGCUGCUUAAUUUGGUCAAGAAAUGUAACAUAAAUGUAAAUUAAAAUUGAUUGAUGCCAUACUGAGAACAGGAUAACCCCUGCUACAUAUAGAAAACCACCAUAAGUUUUAAUGCGCACAUGAUUAGUUCUGUGGCCUUGACCCAAAGAUUCCAUUUAUGCAUGUAUAAGCAAUUUUGCAAAGGGGGCUCUUUCUGGCAUAGCAAUUGCCUAUGCCCAAGUUUCAAAGAUAGCUUAUGAUAUCGUGUAAGUUGGUGUGCUCAAGAAGAAAAUAUCUAUGCUGUCUCUGACUAUGGCAAUACUGAAAUAGUCUUGAAACUGGGUUGACAACUAUAGCUUCCAUCAAAGAAACUUGGGAUUUGCCAUAUUUGGGGAGUGAUGAGUAUUGUUAGGAAUUUUUAGCCCAUUCACAGAGCAACAAUUCCCAAGAAUCUUUGGGUGAGAACCAUCUCAAUUGCAAGUCCCAAAUGGACUUGAAUAUAUAGUGUUGAUAAUAGCUUGAUGGCUUGGUGUCUUGUUCUAGAUCAGAAAUACUGCAGCAGUCUUCUGUCUGGUGUAGGGAGAGGAAUACUGUCAGCACCACUUUCUUAACUGACUUAUGAAAUGAGAGAGACCUGUGAAGUUGGAGGGGCAUGGGUGGCUUUAUAACUUAAUUAACCUGGUUGUCUUGGCUAAGAGUUAAAUAAGCUCUUUCUCGCUCUUGUGGAAAUUCUUUCCCUUGAGGAAUACUGCAUGUUGUGUUUAACUUCUUUUUCUUCUACCAAAGCUAACAGUGCAAGUACUGUUUUUGUUUUAUCAUCCUCUUUUUCUGUCAGCCAUGUUGACAGGUUUUGGCCAUGCUCAAUUUAUAAUAAGAAAAGAUCUUAAGUGCAGGAGCCAUGUGUAAAAUACUGCUGGGUCUAAGUGUUGGAAAAGGUUAUAUUUAAACUCAGUAUUACAAUUGUACACUUACUGUCUAGGUUUAUCCCUGCCAAAGUUAAUAGGGCUGAAGUCCCUUUGGUUUCAGUGGAUCUUAUUUGCAACUAAUUGAGGAUUGCACCUCAUGGGAUAGAGAGUACAUGAAGCUGGCUACAAGACUGCAGCUUUAAAGACUGAGAGGCAAAUAUCAAGUGAAUUUUUUAAAAAUGUCAUCUGGUAAGGAGAAUGUUAAGAACAUCUGGGAUGAAUUUCCUUCAGAAGUUGCAAUGUUCUGUCUGCAUCAUUGACAUCAGCUUUUCUGAUAUAUGUUGCUAUCCAGUUGACAGUUGGAAGGUCAUGGAUUUAUCAAAUCAAACACUAUCUUUCACUUUUUUUUUUACAGGUCAAACAAGCUUGUUCUUGAAUAGUCAAGGAGUUUCGUGUAUAAAUAAUAUGGAUCAAAAAUAGGUCUAGAGUGAUUACACAGCAGCAUUCAAUACAUUGGUUCACUUAGGAGGGAAUAUGUGAAAACAAAAGGUGCAUAUUGGAAACUGCUGGAAUUAAAACAUUCUAAUGGCUUUCAUUCAAAUCUUAAACAAUAUUCUAGUAUAUAAAAUGUGCUGUUUAAUACAUUACUCUAUUUCUCUGGAAACUUAACAUUUUGAUUCCAUUGUAGCUUUAAAAAUUAACAUCCUAUAUUUGCUUCACAACUACAAAAUGGUUUGCUCAUAUAAUAUAUGAAUGUUUUUAUUAGAGCCUACUUCUUUUCCAGAUAGAAAAUAAUGGAGGAAGACAUAAAGAAGAUUCUGAUUUUUUUUAAAUUAAAAAAAGAUAGAAGACUAUCCUUCUCUCACCACUUAUUUUCUGUAUAUUGUGUUUCUCUUGUGGCUAGUUUAAAGAGUACAUAUUCAUUUGAAAAUGACCUGUUAUAGAGGACAGUAUGUCAGAUUUGCUGUGUUAAGGCUUCUAUUCUCUGCACUAGCAAAGACCACAGAAAAGCAUUGCUGUAGUUGUAUAAUAACAUUGCUGUAUCAAAGGGUAUAUUUUGAAGACCAAAAUGGCUUUUUCAAAAGGAAUAAAUUGGGAUUAGUCUGUGUAGUAGAGUGGAUGUCUGUGUCACCAUAUGCACAUUCAGCCCACCUGAAAACAUUUAGCAUAGACUUCAUGCAAUUCUAAAAUGUGUGAAUUGUCUGCAAUCCCCCCCCCCCGCCACUUCCAAAGGAACUGAACUAUGUCUGUGCGCUUGAAAUCCCAGUCUAGGUUACCUUUCCCCACUGAUUGUUUUGAAUUGCUGGAUGUUAAUCAGAAUAUGGCCUCCUCAGUAUGAGGAUUGACAUUAUGUUCUAAUCUAGAAAAAGGCUUUGUACAAUAUUUGUGAAUCUCCCAUAGCAUUUUAGACUUUGAUUAAAAAAACAGAAUUUUCACUUGGCCCCUAUGAUUGUAGUAAAGUUAAAAGGCUGAACUAUGAUAGAUGUUUUUAGAUUUUAUUUUGAGGAUGAUUGCCAGGAAGAGAAAUAGUGCACUUUGGAAGUAAAUAUAAUAUAUAUAUAUAUAAAUAAGCAUUAGUGCUGUAUAUAUUUAGGAAACCUUUUAAAACAGCAAGUGCUUUACAUAUUGAAUUAAAUUAGAAUAGCAAUGAUACCAUGUUCACAGUGCUGGUAGUUCAGCACAUCUGGGAUUUUACUUGUGAUUGCUGUACUAAUUUGUUUUUUAUAUGUAAUGUAACAAUAGUGUAUUAUAAGUGUACUAUAUUCCACUUUACUGUACAGUAUUUGGAAUUUUCUUUGAUUGCUAUAUUAAAAAUAUAAGCUAAA